This is a messenger RNA of Mytilus californianus (California mussel), 846 nucleotides long. RefSeq lists its product as uncharacterized. The record is from RefSeq and is a predicted model, not a curated record. The transcript has 4 exons. Bases 12 to 590 code for a protein of 192 amino acids. Lineage: Eukaryota; Metazoa; Mollusca; Bivalvia; Mytilida; Mytilidae.
UGCACAGUAAAAUGGACUUAAAACUGAGUUGCUUUCUGGUAGUAUUAGCUUCCUGUGCAAGUUUUACUAUUGCUCAAAAACGGAAAACCACUGUAACUGGAGAUUUGACUAAGGAUAAAGAUAUUGGAACAAGGGUAGAUCUUGGAAUUUCCCAUCAACGGGGAAACUGGGGUUUCGAAGGAACAGGCUUCGGUACCUCAAGAGGACACCGAGGAGGGAGUUUAGGAAUAUCACACAAACGAAAAAACUUGGAAUUUGGAGGAUCAGUUUUCGGUGAUAAUCGGGGAAAUCGAGGUGCAAAAUUAGGCUUCAAAUGGAAGUUUGGAAAAAGAUCUGCGGCAUGGACCGGUGAACAUUUUGAAGUUCGAGUUAUAGUUAACCAUUGUGACUUCAAUGUUUAUGAUAUAAAUGAAGACAGUGUGAUCACAGUUGAUGAGAUUUAUGAAUUGUUUCCUCAAAGGAAUGACGCACAUAAAUUGUUCAAGGCGCUUGAUUCUACAUCAGUUGAUGGAAAAGUGACCAUUGGUGAAUUCAAAUUGAUGGCUCCACAAGUUAUAAAAAAAUGUGAAUAUAACAAGUAUAAGUAUUAAUGAUGGUUCUUAUAAAAUGUAUAACAAUGAAUUGAUAGUGACAGUGAUAAAGUAGAUAUUAGAUCAAUAAUUGUAUACUGUAUUCUCUAACCAAUGACAUACGUCGAUCAAUCAAGCAUGUUAUUCUUUUAUAUAUUUAUAAAAUAUUACACCAAUACGAAUAAAGUAAAUUGAGAAUUGUAUCCUAAGAUUUUUUUGUUUGUGUAUAUGUGUAUAGGAAUGGAUCAUUUGUUAAUAAAGUUUCUACUUCAUCGAA